AUGUCUCUCCGUCCAGAUAUCACCUCCGAGGAGGAGAUAUCGGGAUUCUACGAGACACUCGCGGUCGGAUGGACUGGGGCUGAAACGCCUGGCUUCCCGGCCAACUUCAUGGGCGUGAACCCUUCGUACUGUACAGAGCCCAUGGUGCCGCCCGCCAUCUUAACCCCAAUUAGCCUCCCAGACAAUUCAUUCCACCCAAGCCCAGCACUGGGACACCACUCGCGAGAGUAUGGCUCCCAAGAGUACCGCUACGGCGUUAGCGAUCCAGUGCCACAAGGAUUGGGAAUUUCUGCACCAUUUCCUAGCGAGUACCCUCGAACAAGCGCCCCAAAUGCCAAUUAUAUCUAUGCACCGGAUAACAUGCCAUACGGCAUGGGUCACACGCCCAACAUGUCGCCGGUGGGCCCACCCUCCAAGCGCAUGAAACGCGAUUCCUCCAAUCCAUCCCGCGAUACACCAAUCAACAUCCUCCCAAAUCCAGAAGGAAUCCAGCGCAUGGAGCGUGCUCCUCCUCCCACGCCAACGGUGUUACCCAAAAGUCGUGGUUCGGCCAGGGCUCGACGGGAUCCGCAAGCGGAGGAAGAAGAUGCGUUUGUAGAGAACCUGCGCCAGCAGAACGUUGCUUGGAAGGUUGUUCGCGAUGAAUUUCAGAAGACGUUCAAUAAAGAGACUUCGGAGGCGCGUCUGCAGAUGCGGCUGCUUCGGAAGCGCAAGGAGCGGUUAGCACGCUGGGAUGAAAAUGAUAUUCAGCUCCUUGUCAGCGCUCACGAGUUCUGGGAAAAUGAGAAGUUUCGUUUUAUCUCGGACAAGAUGAGAGAAAUGGGCUCAACGAAAGAAUUCACCCCCGAGCAAUGCAAAGCACAACUACGACUUCUUGAGACUAAACAAAGCCUUCGAGAAUCGGGAAGCAACUCUCCUUCAGCCAUGUCCGACCCGCCACACACGCCUUCUAUGCCAUUGAUAUCUCGCAAGCGGGCUCGGCCCCAAUCAUGGAACGAAGACAAUGCAUAA
Penicillium cinerascens is the source of this 1011-nucleotide messenger RNA. RefSeq lists its product as uncharacterized. NCBI's taxonomy places the organism in Eukaryota, Fungi, Ascomycota, Eurotiomycetes, Eurotiales, Aspergillaceae. The transcript has 4 exons. Bases 1 to 1011 code for a protein of 336 amino acids. The record is from RefSeq and is a predicted model, not a curated record.